Molecule: messenger RNA, 1186 nt
Organism: Branchiostoma belcheri (Belcher's lancelet)
Lineage: Eukaryota; Metazoa; Chordata; Leptocardii; Amphioxiformes; Branchiostomatidae
Product: low choriolytic enzyme-like
Exons: 10
Coding region: 73-1155 (360 amino acids)
Biological process (GO): proteolysis
Molecular function (GO): metalloendopeptidase activity; zinc ion binding
Source: RefSeq, a predicted model, not a curated record
UGCAGGCGGGAGCGGUCAGCUUCAUUUCUGCUGUACGGGACUCGUCUGUAGUACUGUACCUGGUGCUGCAUCAUGCAUGUUCCUCUGCUUAUCGCUGUGGUUUUCUGCGUAUGCAAUGAUGCGGUAACAAGCUUACCCUCACAGAGAAGCCCGGCACGGGCGGCGAGGCCGGAGAUGGGCAUGGAAGUCAUCUUACGUCACAACCAAGGUGAGGGACAGUUUUGGACGCUCUGUUGUGCAGGACUAAACCUGUACCAGGGCGACAUUGCCGGCGUGGAUCCCAAUUCCCGAAAUGCGAUUUUGAACUCUGAGAUCUGGCCGAGAGGAGUCAUCCCUUACGUCAUCAGUAGCGAGUACAGGAUGGACUGUGCUGAUGAACACGAGAACUGUGCGUAUUGGGCCGGUAUCGGGGAAUGCGUGAACACACCCCUCUACAUGAACUCUAGAUGUCGUCUGAGCUGUGGGGUGUGUCAGGCAGAUCCUGGUUACGAGACCUGUAACGACACGAACGUGGACUGUGCGUACUGGGCGGGGGAGGGGGAGUGUACGAACCCGCAGUACCAGGAGUACAUGACCUACAACUGUCCUUGGAGCUGUGGGGUCUGCCAUGUCCCCAUCGCGCCUGGGUCAGAAGCCGGAAUGAUCAUGGACGGUAUAAAGGAGUUCAACACCCGGACCUGUGUUCACUUCGUCCCGAGGACUCCAGACGCCCAGGACUACGUUCUCAUCAGGAAACUAGACGGCUGCCAUUCCCAGGUCGGCCGCGUGGGCGGUCUGCAGGACCUGUCCCUGCACGUGGACUGUCUGAGGAGCGGCACGAUCGUGCACGAGCUGAUGCACGCCGUGGGCUUCUGGCACGAGCACUCCCGUCCGGACAGGGACGAGUGGGUCACCAUCCACCUCCACAACGCAGACAGAGACCAGUGGCACGCCUUUGACAAGCAUCCUGAGACCCUAACCCUCGGCCUGCCGUAUGACUACGGUUCCGUCAUGCACUACGACAGCCACGCCUUCAGUGUGAACGGCAGGGAGACCAUUUCUGCCAAGCGUGCGCUGAACGGCGUGGUGCUGGGCUGGUGGACGGACGCCGGUCUGAACGAUCUGGACGUGCGGAAGGUCAACACGCUGUACGGCUGCUCAGGCACACGUCAAUAAAGAUACAUGCGGCACGAAUCGCCUCUUCUGU